AUGGUACAUGGACAUCUGAAAUUGUUAAUAUUACGAUAGGCUCAUUUUCACACUUCACCUACAAAUUAUUAAAUGACCUCUGGAUUUUGUGAUGACCUUCCAUAUGAAAUUAGAACUGUUAAUUUUAUAAUGGAAAUGCCUAAUCCAAUAUCUGGUUAUUUGUCGUUUACAUCAUCAAAUACUAAUGAUGGAUAAGUUUCAAUUAGAAAUAUAUUUGUUUCAGUUCCCAAAUGUUACCCUUCUUGUUAAUAAUGCACAGGUCCAAAAUUCAAUUAAUGUAAAAGUUGUUAUUAUGGAUUACCUACAAACAAUAGUUGUCCUCCUUGUCCAUCUAAUUAAUAUUAUAAUAAAGAAUUUGGAUGCAGAGACAUUUGCUUUAUUGAUAAUCCUUAUUACUAUAAUGGAUUUUGUUAAUCUUAUCCAAGUAUUGAAUUAAAAUAUCUUAGUUAAUAUUAUUGCAUAAGGACCAUUAGGGAUGUAAAAAUAUCAUUGGUUUAAUAUAUAUGAUCCACUACAUGUAGAUACAUCUCCAAAUUUCAUAUAUACUAAUGAUUACGGGAUUUUUAAGUUUAAUUCUGGUAUCUACAGAUUUUAUAAUUCCUUAUCUACUUAGGCAAUUUAUGGAAUUGGUUUUUACAUCAGUCUUUUAACCUUUAAUGAUAUUCCCCUUAAUUGUGGGAUAUAGUUUUUGAUUAUGGACGUUAUAAAAUUAAUAAUCAAAAUAUUUAGGAUUUCACAUCGAAUUUUGGUGCAUUUAUUAAUCAAAUUAUUUAUUAAUUUAAUAACCCUAUAAUAACACUUAUUUUGGUUCAAUGUAUAGAAAUGAAUCAGGAAUUUAAACUCAUAAUAUUAAAAUCUAUUCAACUAGUUCCUACCCGUUGUAUUUAAAUUAUACCUCAAACAGCAGGUAUUACAUAAUUGCAUACAUUGAUAUCCCUAAAUUUCGAUUUUUAUUUUCAGUAAUUGGAAAUUAUACGUAUAAUUGAACUAUUUUAAAUUAGUGAUGAAACAGCUGGAUGGGGAUUAAGCUAUGUUUAAAUUACUUCAGGUUUUUGUCCUAAAUAUUGUUAAUUGUGUGAGGUACCAUUUAAAUGUAAUACUUGUGCAAAUGGAUACUAUAGGUAUAAGAACAAUACUUGCAUUGGAAGUUGUUCAUAGAAAUAUUAAAAUUUACAAGGUUCUUAUUGUUACGAUUUUGAUGAUGAAACACCUUGUAUUAACUUUCUAUUUAUUUAGACUCAUAAUAUUUAGUUUAUGACUUUAUAGGUUUAGUGCAAGAUCCUGAGUAAUAUACAUAAUAUAAACUAAUUUAUAAAAAUGCCACAAAUCUGUUAAAAGGAUCAGAUAUAUAUUAAUAAAUUUUAAAUAGACCUUAACUUUAAUAAAGAAUUUUUGGAGGGCCUUUGAUAUGGGCUUAAGCUAAAUUUUAAAGGAUUUAUAAUGUAGAUGACCCACAUCAUGGGAUUACCAUCGCAUUUUAUAUACUCUAUGGACCAGAAUUUCCUUCAGAUGGUUUAUUUAUUUAUACAGUUGAAAACAAUGAGCCAGUUUCUAAAUCAACCAAAAGUUAUAAUGGUUCAUAUUCUAAUGGAGAAAAAUACACUAGGGUAUAUGAAAGAAUAAAUCAUAAUACAAAUACAUUAACAAUAAGUUGGGAAUGUUUCGGACCAAAUAAUGAACCCAUUAAAGCUUAUUGUGGAUUUUAUAAUUAUUAUUUAGCUGUUCAUAAAUGUUAACCUUAUUGUUUAUAAUGUUUAAAUGAAACUACAUGUACUUAAUGGAGUAGCGAUUAUGAUGCAAAUGUUGUUAAAUUUUCAUAAGAAGAGUGUUUAAUUAACUAAUAUUAUGAUAAUGAUUCUUAUAGUUGUUUGGAUUGCCAAUUACCUUGUUUAACUUGCACAUCUAAAAUAACUUGUUAAACAUGCUAAUCUACUUAUACAUAAACUAAAUUAGGUUGGGUUUGCAAACUUAAUCAAUAUGAAGAUUCAAAUCAAUGUUUUGAUUGUCCAAUUGAAUGUAAUUAAUGCUUAAAUUCAAGCAUUUGUAUAGAAUGUUUAGUGACUAAUAAUAGAUAAUUAAAAAAUAAAUAAUGUAUUUGUAUUGAUGGAUACUAUCCAAUUUCAUAAAAUCCUUAAUGUUAAAGAUGUCAUUAAUUUUGUAAAACUUGCACUGGGCCUACUUAAAAUGAUUGUUUAAUUUGCAAUAAUAUUGUCAAUAUUUAAAUUUUUGGAACAAUAUGUAGAUGCCCAAUAGGUUAAUUUUUAAAAGCAACAGCUAAUUCAUGUUCCUAAUGUCAUUUAUCGUGUUAGACCUGUCUCCAAGAAACAAUUGACGGUUGUUUAACUUGUGAUUCUUCUUUAAACAGAAUAUUAAAAGGGAAAAAAUGCGCAUGUGCACCUGGUUUUUAUGAAUUGAAUAGUUUAUGUACAAGUAUAUAAACUAUUAUUAAUUUUAGAUUGUCCAGAUACAGAAGAUGCUUUUUUAAGUUAAUGUUAUAAACUAUGCAUUAAUAAUGAAUAAUUAUGGCAUACUAAUACAUGUAAUACUUGCGAUUCUGGGUUUGAUUUAAUCUCUGGAGAAUGCCAACCUAUUUGUGGGGAUUUAUAAAUAAAAGGAUAUGAAUAAUGCGAAGACAAUAAUACUAAUAUAGAUGAUUUGUGUUAUAAUUGUUAGUUUUAAUGUCCAUCUCAUUGUUUAACAUGUGAUGAAUAAACCACUUUACCUUGUCCUGAUAUUUGUGGAGAUGGAAUAAUUACUGGGAAUGAGGAAUGUGAAGAUGGGAACACUAUUUAAUAUGAUGGAUGUUUUAAUUGUAGAUAUUAAUGUUAACUUCCAUGUACAAAAUGUAUUAAAGGACAGUGUUUUGAAUGUAAUACAGGUGGUUGGGAUAUAAAUCUAACAAAUUAACCUUGGAUAUGUACAGAAAGAUGCGGAGAUCAUCUUGUAGUCGGAGAAGAAUAAUGUGAUGAUGGAAAUUAAAUUGAUACAGAUGGAUGCAAAAAUUGUAAACAUUUUUGUAGAAUUGGAUGCUCUUCUUGUAAUUAUACUACAAAAACUUGUUUAAGCUGCGAAUUACCUGGGUUUGUUCCAGAAAGUUACUAUUGCAAAAAUAUUUGCGGAGAUUAAUUAGUUGUGAAGGAUUCAUAUGGAUUCUAUAAAGAGGAAUGUGAUUAUGGAAAUAGUAAUAAUUAUGAUGGAUGCAAUAACUAUUGUCGAUUUUAAUGUUAAAUAGAAUCAGUAUGUAAGAGUUGUGUAAAUAAUCGAUGUGAAUAAUGCGCCCCUGAAUAUUGGCUUUCUGAUAAUAAAAUAUGCAUUCCUAUAUGUGGAGAUUCAAUAAAAGGGAAUAAUGUGAGAUUGAAUUCAUAUAACCCUAUAAGGGUUGUUUAAAUUGCAAAGCGAUAUGUUAAUCCUCUUGUCUUACUUGCGAUAAUACUGGACUUGGUUGUAAACUUUGUAAGAAUGGUUAUGAAAGAAUUGAUAAUUUAUGUAAAUCAAUUUGUGGAGACAGAAGAGUAACAUAAGAUGAAGAAUGUGAUGAUGGGAAUUUUAUUUUUGGAGAUGGUUGUCAUUAAUGCUCUUUUAGUUGCCCUAUUACUUGUUCAAUUUGUCAUAAGGGUGUUUGUUAAGAUUGUCUUGAAGGGUAUGAGUUAAUUAAUCAUUCCUGUCUUUAAAUUUAUGAUUACUAACCUGAUCCAAGAUGUAAUUCUUAUUGUUUGAGUUGUAGUAUUGA
Messenger RNA from Paramecium pentaurelia, 3730 nucleotides. Lineage: Eukaryota; Ciliophora; Oligohymenophorea; Peniculida; Parameciidae. The record is from the annotation of a GenBank genome assembly.